CGCCUGGGCUAACCCGCGGGGCCGCUCACAACCCGGCUGAGGCAGACGCACCCGGGAACCCGAGACCCGGGCAGGGUCUCCGCGCCCUGCGGAGUGGCCUGUGAUUGGAGGAAGAGCCUGUGCCGGUGUGGCCCGUGCAGGUGCCAAACGGGUGGCUCCAGUCCGCCCCGCGCGCCAAGCUGCGCGCACUGGGUCCCGAAGCGCCCGCGGGCGCUCGGCCGCCGAGCGCGUGUCCUUUCGGAUGCAAACGCCCGGGUUCCAGGCGCCUGACGCCACCGGGAGGUCAGCGAGGCCCCAGGUACCUAUUACACCAUUCCUUGGCAAAGACUUUUCAGCAGUGGUGACCUCUUCCAAUCCAACACUCUACAAAUUAUUAUCUCUGGACUCCCAGCUGACACCCUGCCGGAGGCAAGAGCUACUAAGCCAACUGGAACUGUGCCUUUUCUCUUGUCAAGGUUUUUUUCUUACACAGGAAAAAGAAAGAAAAAAAAAAAGAUGAAGUUGGGUAAAGUGGAGUUCUGCCAUUUCCUGCAGCUCAUAGCUCUUUUCCUGUGUUUCUCUGGGAUGAGUCAAGCAGAACUCUCAAGGUCAAGAUCAAAACCCUACUUCCAAUCAGGGCGGUCCCGGACCAAGCGCAGCUGGGUGUGGAAUCAGUUCUUUGUGCUGGAAGAAUACAUGGGUUCGGAUCCUCUCUAUGUAGGAAAGCUUCACUCUGAUGUUGAUAAAGGAGAUGGUUCCAUCAAAUACAUCUUGUCAGGCGAAGGGGCGAGUUCCAUUUUCAUUAUUGAUGAGAACACUGGGGAUAUUCAUGCUACCAAGAGACUGGAUCGGGAGGAGCAGGCCUACUACACGCUCCGAGCCCAAGCGCUGGAUAGGCUCACCAACAAGCCCGUGGAGCCCGAAUCAGAGUUCGUCAUCAAAAUCCAGGAUAUCAAUGACAACGAACCCAAAUUCUUGGAUGGGCCUUACACAGCGGGAGUUCCAGAAAUGUCUCCUGUAGGGACUUCAGUGGUACAAGUGACAGCAACGGAUGCUGAUGACCCUACUUACGGGAACAGUGCCCGAGUGGUCUACAGUAUUCUGCAAGGGCAACCAUACUUUUCUGUGGAGCCCAAGACAGGAGUCAUCAAGACUGCCCUUCCAAACAUGGAUAGAGAGGCUAAAGACCAGUAUUUGCUUGUCAUUCAGGCAAAGGAUAUGGUUGGUCAAAAUGGCGGACUGUCAGGAACUACAUCAGUCACCGUGACCCUGACUGAUGUCAACGAUAAUCCACCUCGCUUUCCUCGAAGGUCUUACCAAUACAAUGUCCCAGAGUCAUUGCCUGUAGCCUCAGUCGUGGCCCGAAUCAAAGCUGCCGAUGCAGACAUAGGCGCUAAUGCGGAAAUGGAAUACAAAAUUGUGGAUGGUGAUGGACUGGGGAUCUUCAAGAUAUCUGUUGACAAAGAUACACAGGAAGGAAUCAUUACAAUUCAAAAGGAACUGGAUUUUGAAGCCAAAACAAGUUAUACGCUACGAAUAGAAGCUGCAAAUAAAGACGCUGACCCCCGCUUUCUAAGCUUGGGGCCAUUCAGUGACACAACCACUGUCAAGAUCAUCGUGGAGGACGUAGACGAGCCCCCCGUGUUUUCUGCACCCUUGUACCCCAUGGAGGUGUCGGAAGCCACCCAAGUGGGCAAUAUCAUCGGCACUGUAGCUGCUCAUGACCCGGAUUCUUCCAACAGCCCCGUGAGGUAUUCAAUUGACAGAAACACAGACUUGGAGAGAUACUUCAAUAUUGAUGCCAACAGUGGAGUUAUUACAACUGCCAAAUCUUUGGAUCGAGAGACAAAUGCAAUUCAUAACAUCACAGUUCUUGCAAUGGAGAGCCAGAAUCCGUCUCAGGUAGGAAGAGGCUACGUGGCCAUCACCAUACUAGACAUUAACGACAAUGCCCCUGAAUUUGCCAUGGAGUAUGAAACCACGGUCUGCGAAAAUGCCCAGCCAGGGCAGGUUAUCCAGAAGAUCAGUGCAGUUGAUAAGGAUGAACCAUCCAAUGGACACCAGUUUUACUUCAGCUUAACAACAGAUGCCACAAAUAACCACAAUUUUUCAUUGAAAGAUAACAAAGACAACACGGCCUCCAUACUCACCAGGAGGAACGGCUUCCGGAGGCAGGAGCAGUCUGUGUACUACCUGCCCAUCUUCAUUGUGGACAGUGGGUCCCCGUCGCUCAGCAGCACCAACACGCUCACCAUCCGCGUCUGCGACUGCGAUGCCGACGGCGUGGCGCAGACCUGCAACGCCGAGGCCUACGUCCUGCCCGCCGGGCUCAGCACCGGAGCGCUGGUGGCCAUCCUGGCCUGCGUCCUCACCUUGCUGGUGCUGAUCCUCCUUAUUGUCACCAUGAGAAGACGGAAAAAAGAACCCCUCAUUUUUGAUGAAGAGAGAGAUAUUAGAGAAAAUAUUGUCAGAUAUGAUGAUGAGGGUGGGGGAGAGGAAGACACAGAGGCUUUUGACAUGGCUGCCCUGAGGAACCUCAAUGUCAUCCGUGACACCAAGACCCGCAGGGAUGUGACUCCAGAAAUUCAGUUCUUGAGUCGACCGACUUUUAAGAGCAUCCCAGAUAACGUUAUUUUUCGGGAAUUUAUUUGGGAGCGACUGAAAGAAGCUGAUGUUGAUCCGGGCGCUCCCCCGUAUGAUUCUCUGCAGACUUAUGCAUUUGAAGGGAACGGCUCAGUGGCUGAGUCGCUCAGCUCUUUGGAUUCCAUCAGCUCAAACUCUGAUCAGAAUUAUGACUACCUAAGUGACUGGGGACCUCGCUUUAAACGCCUGGCGGACAUGUAUGGAACUGGCCAAGAGAGUUUGUACUCAUAGCCUUGGAACCUUCACUUGAAAUGUACUGAAGAAAAAGAGAAAAAAAAAAAAAAAAAAAAAUUAAAAAGACACUACAUUCAGAAAGCAAGAACUCCACUAGCGGGAGAAAAAUGGUUGUAAAUAUUUCUCCAUUUUUAACUGCUUAGAUUUUCUGCCUUGGUGAAGCAUACCUUCCUUAGACUUAUCCAAGGGACUGCACUGACCACAGACUCUGAGCAUUUGAAGGUUUUUUUUUUUUUUUUUUUCAUUUUUGUUUUUGAUAAAAAAGAAAUGCUCAGUGGUUUAUGAAUAGAUAGCAACUCUCAUAUACCUGCAGAGGCACCUAACCUCUAUGAGUAAGCGGUGCCCCAUGUUGUCAGUGAGCUAGUAAUUGCCCUGUGCAUACCUUCUUGGUACUGCCAACCAGAGGAGUAGAACGUGACGUGCCAUUGAGAAAUCCUGGAACUCCUUGCGUAUCAAAAUCCUGGGACAAAUUUAAUUCACAGCGAUGCUUUCUAGCUUGACAUAAGAUAGAAUCCAACAGAAUUUUAUUGCUGUCAGUUAGCAAAAAUAUUUUAUUUAGCAAUAUACAAAUUCUCAGAAUAUCUUUCCCAAAAGAAAACCCUCAAAUAAUGGCCACUGAAAUUUUAUUUAAGGCAACAUAAACCGUUGUUGAGCCAAUAAAUUGUAAAGUGUUUCAAAUAAGAAAAAGGUAUAUAGUUCUUCAAGUUUGCCAUAGUCUUGAGAUGCUUGUGUAGGUAUGAUUAAAAAAAAGUUGCUGUCUAUUCGUUGAUUUUUAUUAUCUCUUCUGAUUUGUACAGGAGACUAUCUUUUGUUUUUUAUUUGACACAUGGUGUUAUGUUUAUUUUGGAGCACCAAUCUCCAGUAAAUUCAGGUCCAUCUUAACUGCCUCAUAGUUUUAAACUCAUCAGAACAUACUGGUUUUUCUCCAGUCUGAGCUACAUGAGAUGAAGAUGGAAAUGGAGAAUUAAUAGUAUAGCAAUUGAGCCCCGUUCUAGUUCACAUCUUAAAGAGGAGCACAGCAAAAGGACAUACAAAUUGUUCUUCUGAGCCAUUAGAAUGUACAAAACAGUGGAAUAAAAUAUUUGUAUUUUAGACAGAUUUCAGAGAGAAUCGAGAUUUUCUUUGAUGCAAGGUUUAUUUUCCAAGGUCAUGAGUUCUGUAUGCUCCAAAGACUUUCAAGAAUCAGUUUAUCAACCUCUUUUGCUGUACCGUUUUGAGUAAAAGACUGAAUUUUUAAAUAUAUUUUAAACAAUAUAACAUUAUCGAUUUCAAGUCCAUCUUUAAAUUAUGAUGCAAAUGUGUUCCUUAAGAACUAAAUGAUAUGUCUUCUCUAGUGGUUUAGAUGUGCCAAAUGAAGAGGGCAAUUGUAAGUAAUCACAUGUAUUUAAGUUUGAGAUAAAUGUCUCAAAAUAAGAAGACUUUUUUAACCAAAAUAAUAUUUCUACUUAUUUUUCCUAGAUUAAUACUAGUUUAAUGUGCAUAUAACCAAGUGAGAAUGGAUUUUUUUUCUUACCUUCUCAUUUUAAAAAUAAUCCAUUGUCCGCUUCCUAAUAAAUUUACAGAUAGUGAACACUGUGUAGGAAAUCAUGUUAUAAAAGUGCUCCUUUCUGAAAGCAGACACUGGAACCCAGAAUAUUACUACGUUGAUUACAUAAAGAGAAACUAUGUAGGAUUCUGUAAACCUGCAGUCCACAUUCAGAAAUGACGUAUAUGAAAGUGGCCUUCAGUUUCAUAAAAAUAAAUGAUACAAUAAAUUUGAUUAUCUGCAAACAGUCCUUUAAUUUGAGUAAGGGUUUUUAGAUAUUGUUUAUUCACUAGAUAGAUAAGCUUCUUGCUAUAUUAAUAUACAUAUAUCUAAAACAGAUCCAUAAGGGAGUUAAAGAUACUGUUGAUAAAUUUUAUUUACACGUGUGAAGUUUUCAAAUAAAAAUACAUAGUCCAAUAAAAUCAGAGUGUGGUACAGGAAUUAUAUGUAUGUGAAAUCAACAAAGUGCUGAGAAAACAGUUUUGUAAUGAUCCCCCUUGUUGUCUACAAGAAGAUAAGAUAGUUUAGUAUUUUGGAUGAUGAUGUUAAAACUGCUGCUUGUACCACUUAUCACUGAAUGAAGGUUUGUACAUAUUUUAGAAGAGGAACAUCACAUUAUGCACUAUGCCUUCUCUCCUUUUAAAAUGUGCAUAUUUUUCCUGUAAUUUUUUUCACAUUUACCAGUAAUAGACUGAAAAAAGUUUAAAUUGAAAUGAUGAUUGAAAAUUAUUACAUAUAUACAAUUACUGUAUAUGUAUACAAAUGUAUCAAUAUAUUACUAAAGUUGGUUCAAUACUAUUUUUAGAAAUUGUUUGAGAUAGCUGAAAGCAAAGUCCUUCAUAUUGAUAGAAUUUAUAUGAAGAGCUCAAAGCUUAAUUGUAAUGGUGGUAAAUUUGUUUAGCUUUUCUUUUUCUUCUAAAAUUUAAUGCCACAUAAGAUUAUCUGACAUAAACUUGAAAGACAAGCUUUGUUUUAAAAACAAAGACUGGAUGACAUGAUGACAUCAAUCAUCAAAUUAGUUAAAAGAUUUUCCAAAGAUCAUUUAAGUAAACAUCCAUGAUUUCGUCAUUUAAAUUCAGCAUUGUACUGGAAAUAGUGAGAAUCAACUCCCAAGACAGAAUUAUGCGAAUCUCUUUCCAAGUCCACUUCCAGUGGUAUCAUUUCCAUAGGUUGAUGUCGACCUUGGUGGGAAUGCUUAGACAAUUGUGAUAGGGAGCAAGUCAUUUCCUUUUUUAUGGAUCAUCAGUUGUUGAAUAUUUGCCAAGCACUCCACUAAUUAAGUUAUUUCAUAUAAACAAGCAUCACAAUCAUAGAUACAGUAUGAAUGCACAGAACAACAAAUCAUGACAUGAAAAGAAUAAACACAGAUGCAAGAUGUGAUUUUCUCAUAUAACACCCUUGGAAAUAUAUUUUAAGGACCCACUUCAUUAUGAGAAGCAAUGACUUAACAACAUCAAGUUAGGCAAUAGUGCAAGGAGUAAAAAUUUUUAAUAUUUUCCAUUUAGCCCUACAUGGGCACAAAAAAAUUCACAGUGUUUAAUGUAAUGUGCAUUUUGAACAAUUUAACUUCCUUAAAAAUUAAUCGUGUUCCAUUUUUUACUGUCCACUUCAAGAAAAUACACCAAGGUGCCUAUUCUGAAUUAUUUUUGCAUAAUUUUAAAAUAUGGAAAUCAAAUCUUAUUAAGAAAGCAGAGUUGCACAGAUCAAGUCAAAAUUAUGAUAUUGAUCAGUCUCUCCUGUAAAGCAAUAUUCAAAGACAGGUUAUCAGUUAUAGACCAAAAUCAGGGAGGCUACAAUAAGGAAAAAAUAGGCUUGUGGAGGCAGUGAGUGGAUUAUUCUACCAGCAGUUGCCAGAUGGACCUGGUAAUCUUUCUUCUUUUCCAAGAAGCUGCCCUGAGACUGAAUGCAGUUGAGGUCCAAUGCCUAUAAAAUACACACAGGAAGAGAUGACAUUUAAGUGAUGACCCCUGUCUUUUCACUCUGCCCUCUCAAAAUGUUUUAAAUUAUUUUAAGUUCAUGCACAAUUGCAUUUACUACAUGGGAUGAUGAGCAGGCAUAGGCAAUUACUCUCAUCGUAACAGGACAGUUCUACAAGAGAUGAGCAGUAUUUGUGAUAUGACCUAUAAACUCAAAGAAACACACAUGCUGAGAGGGUGUUAGCAUUUAUAUUCAAAUACAAAAUCUAAAGGACCUUAAACUAAAUUAAAUAAAUUAAAAUUUACAAGGCCAACAAUUUAGUUUCAAAAUGUUAAAGUUUUUAACUAUUAGUUAUAGAUAUUAAUCUUCAAAUGUUCAAUGUUAACUUAAUAUCUAUUGACUUACAAACUGUCUUAAUUUCCCUAAUUGUUUUUUAACACAAUUUUAAGGUUUAUUUACAAGGAAUCUAAUUAAAUUAAAGUUGAUUAAAGCUUCCACUGACUUAAUUCUUGCUGGUCAGAGAUGGCUGGAGGCAGGUAGAAUAUUUAUGAUAAUUAAUAGAUGAACCAAUUUAUUUUUAUUAGUUUAUGUUUAUUUGAUCUUACAUCUGCAGCCAGUUAUUUUAAGUUAUUAAUAUUAUAUAUUGUUUAUAUAUGUUCUGUUGUAUGCAGAAUUGGCAUUGAAAAUUAAUACAACUUUGUUAGCCAAUUUGAUAUAAUAAAGGGUAAGAAAGGAUUAAUAGCAUUUGUAAUUUGAAUGUAAUUGAUAAUUUUUUCACAUAAGUGGGAAAAUGGGAGGUAUCUAAGGCUGAGAUUGGGCAAGCAUUGUAACGUAAAACCUGGGAAUAACUCUUUAAGCAAAGAACAACACUCAGUGUGUGUGACAUUCUAAUGCUUUAUCAUAGUUAUGCUAUCUUCUAUGUUCAGAAUUUCCCUAAAAAGAACAGUGCCACUGUGUGUGUGUGUGUGUGUGUGUGUGUGUGUGUGUGUGUUCGUUCCCAUGCACGUGCAUGUAUAUGAGAGAGAGAGAGAGAGAGAGAGAGAGAGAGAGAGAGAGAGAGAGAAAGAGGUAGAGAGAGAGGGAGAGAGGAAGAGAGGAAGAUUGGGAAAUAUUGAGAAGUAUGAAGCAACUGUAAACAAAUGAGUCUAACAUCACCUGCCUAAUGCUAGUAUGCUAUUGUCAUUUGCCUAAUGACUGUUAGGCAAUAAGACCAGAAAAUCUAUACAGACAGAAAAACUAAUUUUUUUAAACAAUCUAAUUCGAUUUAUAGUAAAAGAAAGACUUUUAUGGCUAAGAGAAGAACAUUUAGCUAAACCAUCAAUAUGACUGCCACAUUUUAUUUCUUUUGUAUAACUGUGACUUCACUGUCAACACAGAAUAUGGAAUGUGAAUUAUUUAUUGUGGAAUAUCACUGGGCUUUAUCUUCUGGAGUAUCAGCCUGGCAUACAAGAAAUUACCCCUGGUGUGUGGUUACAAAAUCAGUCAGUUGUUCAAUCUGAGCUUCAUUUUACUGAGUCCUAGAUUCCAUUGUAACUCUCUACACGUUUAUAUUCAUGAUUGCAAUUGAGUUCAUGAUAAUCUUGUCUACUUCAGAGGCUUGUGAGAUGACUAAGAAAACAUACUGUGUAAACUGUAAAAUGCUGUAAAAAUGUAAAGCUCUAAUAUGGAAAAUUAUGGAAACUAUGUGAAAAGCUUGAUUAUAUUUAUUGUUAUAUGGUGAAUACAGAUAAUUUCUGUUUUUUAAAGUGUGCACUAAGGGAAAAAUACAUGCAAUAAGAACCCUAAAUUGGCAAAAAUAUUUUAAAAAAUAGUUAUAAUUAAGGAAUAAUUAAUUAAUUGGUAACAGUCUCAAAAAAGCUGUCACAAAUCUUUAAAAUUAGGGUCUAAUUUAAACUAAGUCAAUCAUUUAUAAUAAUUAGGAUGUCAGCAGAGGCAAACAAUGACAAAGAAAACACAACUCUCCCACUCAUGAUGACCACUGAUGGGAGUUAAAGGGAUUCAGAUGAGCCCAGCCUUGUGGCAGAACACUAACACAUCCAAGUAGAGAGGACCAUCAAGAGGCAAUUGUGCACAGAAAGUAGGAGUCCUCCAAACAUCCAGAGUAGACAAAGUGAGGUUCUAUAGAGCUCAUUAUUUUUUCCAGGUACAGUGGCAUAUAUAUAAUUAAUUUAUGCAUGUCCAAGAACUAAAUUACAGUAGUAUUGACUUCACAAAAAACAAAAACACAACAAUCUCUUGUUUUGAUUACUCAAAAUCACUUCCAAUAUCUUGCAGGCUCUAACACAUCUUAGCCUUUUAUAAAUGAAGAAACGCUAUGAAAUAAAAUACUAAUAUAUACUGGAGACUACUGUUUGUCAGUUAUGUUCUGCUCACUAGAAUAUUGUUAGCUAAUAAACUCUCUUCUCAACUAUUAGUUAUCUGGUUAUUUGUUGUUCAGAUGAACAGACAUGAACACAUACAUUAAUAACUUUAUAACUAAUGAGAAAGUUGAGAAAUACUACAUACACUCAUUCAAAACCAUCGAUUACUGAAUUUUAAUUUCAUUAAUUAAUGUAAUUGUGCUAAAGGUUUAUAUUUUUAUAAGCAGGAAAAUUAUAUGAUUCACAACCCUACUGCUUCAUGCUGUAUUUUUGUGAGAAUAAACACUGUUUUGUAUAUCAAGAUCAAGAAUAUGUUGUAAGUGGUAUAUGAUCAGUAUUUCAAAAGUAAUCAGCUUUUCUAAAAAACAUCAGAUAGGUACCCAUAUAUAUACAUAUGUAUAUAUGUAUAUAUGGCUUCCAUUGUGUGUGUAAACACACAUCUAUAGCUGAGUGUGUACACAUACAUAUACAUACAUAUAUACAUGUAUAUAUGUAUAUAUAUAUAAAUAUAAUGGGGGAGAGCACAUGCAUACAUACACACAUUUGAGGCUAAAUAUUAAGGUGUGAAUUAAAUGGUUUUUAACAUUUUAAUAUUUUAUUUUAGUUUUCAAGGAGAUUAUGGCUUUCAGACCCAACCACUACAAUUAAAUUAUGUGGAUUCAUUGGAAAAAUAGUGCACAUUAACAAAGUUUCUCUUUACUGCAGAUUUCAGAAUUUCUUGAUACAUAAAGAAAUAAUUCAUGCAAGUAAAAUAUACAGCAUAACUUUCACUGAAAUUAUUAUUGCAUAUUUAUGAGAUUCCACUGUAAUUAUAUUAAAAAGAAUUGAACUCAUAUUUUUCAAUGAUUCUGCUUGCUUAAGAGGCUCUUAAAUAAAUAGAUACAAAAGAGUCUCAAAAAUGCUAAUUUAAUUGACCACUGAAUGGAUCCUGAAAAUCCAGUUCCACUUAGCAUUGGAAAUGAGACAGGAAUUUCUUAACUUGAGUUAGAAUGUAUGUCGGAAUGUAAAGAGAUCAUUGUUUUUCAGGUCAAGUACUAUGUUCCAGUCAAAUAAGAAUUUGAGAUUUUUGAAACUGGAAAAAUAAAUGCAGUUUCAGAACUACAGAAAUGUAGAGGUGUACAUGAAGUGUUCAAUGAACAUAAACCAGGAUGUGUGUUUGUUGAAUUUUUUAAAAAACACUGAAAAAACAUUGUCUUAGAUCAAGAUAUUAUAGAAGAAAAUAAUUUCCCAAGUUCCUGAUAACUCCAGACCUGGGGGAGAGCAGUGUUGACCUCUGUUGUAACUGUUCUCAAGUCUGAAGUGAUGCCUACUUGACUUACCAUUUAAAUACCCUGACAACGUCAAAAGGAAAAUGAGCAUUGUUGUAAUUACAUUUUGUGUUUUAUUCUAAGUACUUGUUUUUUAUAUAAAAUUAUCAUAA
Molecule: messenger RNA, 10078 nt
Organism: Sciurus carolinensis (gray squirrel)
Lineage: Eukaryota; Metazoa; Chordata; Mammalia; Rodentia; Sciuridae
Gene: Cdh7
Product: cadherin 7
Exons: 12
Coding region: 496-2853 (785 amino acids)
Biological process (GO): calcium-dependent cell-cell adhesion; homophilic cell-cell adhesion; adherens junction organization
Cellular component (GO): plasma membrane; catenin complex; adherens junction
Molecular function (GO): calcium ion binding; cadherin binding
Source: RefSeq, a predicted model, not a curated record